UCUUUUGUAGGUGGAUAUCCAGCAUCGUUUAUCCUAAACAGAAAGUCUUCAUCAGAAAUACAUAUAAUCUGUUAAAAUCAAGAGUGUUCCUUCUGUACCUGUGUACUGCCAGUGGUAAUCAAGACAUCAUCCCUCAUCAGAAGAUAUUCUGGAGUGUGUACAAUAAUAUCCCUCCUGUGACUAGCCUGCCUUUGAGAUGUAGUUAUCAUUUAAUGAGAGGAGAGAGGCGACCACUUUGGGAAGAGGAGAGUAAUGCCAAGGGCGGCGUCUGGAAGAUGAAAGUCCCCAAGGACAGCACGUCCACAGUUUGGAAAGAAUUGUUGUUAGCGACAAUCGGGGAACAGUUCACAGACUGUGCCGCUGCAGAUGAUGAAGUAAUAGGAGUCAGUGUCAGUGUCCGGGACCGGGAAGAUGUCGUCCAAGUCUGGAAUGUAAAUGCGUCUUUAGUGGGCGAAGCAACCGUUUUAGAAAAGAUCUAUGAACUUCUGCCCCACAUAUCUUUUAAAGCAGUAUUUUAUAAACGUAAGUGCUUCAUUUUCAGUUAUUACUUUCUAGCUUAUUCUGUCAUACUUUUAAAGAUAGAGACUGUGUUGCAAAUGAGAUGGAGGUAGAAUCACUCGAAAUUCUAUAAUCCAGAAAAUAAUUCAAUAAAAUACAUGUGUUUUGUUUAAAAAAAAAAGUUUAGUCUCAGAAAUUAAAAUGAGAUUUUAUUAUCAUCUAAACACAUGAAUCAGAAAAGGUGAUACAUAUUGUAUUUAUUUCAGAAAUUUAAGCCUGAUCUUAAAUUUGUCAUUCUCAGGAAAAAAAUUACCUUCUAUUUGAAGCAACAAUAACAAAAAUGUUAUUAUAUGAGCUGGCAGGUAGAUAUUCAAUCAUCCCUUCAUAAACAGGAAUUUAUAAUGUAUAACAUCUGUAUUUGUGGAGGAACUUGUUCUGAGCGCGGGGAUGAUUGAAUGUUCUACUGAAAUGCUAAUACUUCCUCAUUACGGAAGACUGUGACACAGAACGAAAGAGAAUUCACGCACAGUGGUGAAAUGUUAACAGUAUGAAUAGGUGUGUGGACCCAUUGUUUCCAUCAUGAUUCAUGUUCAUUGCUUUUGUGUGCUCUUUUGAAAAAGUCAUCUUUUUCAUAAUGAAAACACCCCUGUGCUUAUUAAACCAAUGUUUGGUAGAUCAAACUGCAGGUUACACUUUUAACAGUGAGUUAGAGAAACGUACUGAUAGCCCUACACAUACAUGUGAUAAAUUCCUAUUUCCCAAACUACCCCAAGAGCCGAUGACCCAAUUUUUUAAACUCUGGUAUUUCAUGGACUCUAAGAUGCCC
This is a messenger RNA of Panthera uncia (snow leopard), 1324 nucleotides long. It is a transcript of the gene EIF4E3, whose product is annotated as eukaryotic translation initiation factor 4E family member 3. Gene Ontology annotation, molecular function: RNA 7-methylguanosine cap binding; translation initiation factor activity. Gene Ontology annotation, biological process: translational initiation. The transcript has 5 exons. The record is from RefSeq and is a predicted model, not a curated record. Lineage: Eukaryota; Metazoa; Chordata; Mammalia; Carnivora; Felidae. Gene Ontology annotation, cellular component: eukaryotic translation initiation factor 4F complex. The coding region runs from base 213 to 611 and encodes 132 amino acids.